GUUAUUUAAGAUAAAUGAAAAGAACACACCCAAAAGUUAAAGCAAUGGCGGAGGCAUCAGAAGAACAAAAUGAACAAUUCAAACCUAUUCUUCAAUGUAAACUUUGUCUCGAGGAUUUAGACAACCCAAAACUUCUGCCUUGUCAUCAUUCAUUCUGUCUGAAAUGUGUUGAGGGUUUAGUAGUUAAUAAUGACCCCGAGGAGCCACUACGAUGCCCUGUGUGCAGAGACGAAUGGCAAGUUCCAGCAGGGGGAUCUUCUGCUUUACGAGCCGAUUUCAAGAUAAAUACGUUAAAGGAGAUACUUGCAGCCCAACCUUGCAGCAAACCUACUAAAUGUGAACACCAUCCCGAUAAACCUUUGCAGUUAUUCUGUAAAGAGGACAGUUGUGCCAUAUGUAUAAGCUGUACUAAAGAUCAUACUGGACAUUCGUUUGUUGAACUUGAUGCAGUCGUCAAAGAGUUUGAGGAGGAAUGGAAUAAAGAAAAGGAAGAAUAUCUAAAAUUGUUAGCAGAGAGACUUAAAAAAGUAGAAGAUGACAAACUUUACUUUAAAAAUGAAAAUGAACGCCUCACAAAAGAAUUAGAGCAAGAUCACAAAAGAGUUAUUGAAGCAAUCAAUAACCUGUUUUCAUCUUUAAAGCAAAACAUUGAUGAGUACCACCAGAAAGAAUGUCAGUCAAGGGCAGCACUCGAGGAAAAUUUGCAAACAUCUAAAGCCAUGAUUGAGACCUUUACGACCCAUCUUGGAACAAUACAGGACAAUGUAGAAAAGGCCAGAUUAUGCAUCGGUUUUAAAAAACAAGGACUAUUAACCCCAGCUCAUCUACCACCAGAUCCAUACCAGUUCAGACCAUGUGAGAUAAUGCACAACCGAAUUAUAUUUGGCAGUCUGUAUCAAAGAGGUUUUGAUGAUAAUAUCACACUUAUGAGUAUGCUUCACCAUCCAAUGAGUAUGCUUUCUCUGGAGAAUGUACAAGCAGAAAUAUCCCAGAAUACCCAAAUGAGUAUUUCGGAUGAUCAAAGGGAAGAAGAUGAGUCAAUGAGAACUUCUGACCGUGGUUCCAUCAUCCAACACUCACCCGAGAAGUCUCUUCUAAUGCCUACACAGAAAUAUUUUCCAAAACCAGUUGUUAUAAAUAUGACCAAAUUGAGUACACUUAAGUGGAUUAGAGAUAUAGCUGAGGUUGAUACCUCAACACGAGUUGUUGUAAGAGAUAAUGAAGUACAAUUCUACAAUAACUCAGAGUUGACAUAUACAAAACAUGUCAGUAUGAAUCAUGUAGCUAUUACACCUGACAAAUGCCUUGCACUAACAAACAGCACGGGUUUGAUUAGCAUCUACGACAAGGAAGGUGUCCACAAACGAGACAUUAAGACACCCUUCACUUACCUGAUUGGAAUCGCAUGUAAUGACAAUGGAGAACUUGUGGUCAAUGACAGGAAGCCCGGGACUGUGGCUCACAUAGAUUACAAUACUGGGGAAGUUGUAACUAUUACCCCUGAAGGACUAUUCCCUGCAUCUUUGUCUAUUGCUGUCAAUCUGAACAAUGAUGUAGUAGUGCCUGAUUAUUCGAAGCACUGUAUUACAGUAGUAGACAGGUAUGGCAAUAAGAAAAUGGAGUAUGGCGCUGAGGGAUCUGAUGAUGGGCAGCUCAAGCAUCCACUCAGUGUGUGUACUGAUGGAAAUAACAUCAUUGUAGCUGACGCAGGGAACAACAGAGUAAGCCUCAUCUGUUCAACUGGCCAUCUCAUCAAACACCUCCUCACUGGGGAAGAUGGAUUGAUGGGCCCUGUAUGUGUGGCUAUAGGUCAUCAGGAACACCUACUGGUUGGAGAUAUAUUAGGAAACGUGUAUGAAGUAGAAUUCAAAGAGUGACAGAAUGGUUUGAUGUAAAGAAGGAUUGACAGUAAAUAAACAAACAAACAACAAGAGUCAAUCAAUUUGUCUAAUACAGACUCCUCUAAAGAUGAACAUGCUACUCUGAAUUAUAUCUACCACUUAUAUUACUCACAUUAAAUAGCUUAAGAAAAUGGAUUAAGUAUAGAAAAGUGGUAAGUCAACCAAAAUAAAUAUCACAUCUGAACCCCAUCCAUAUGUCAAUGAUAUGUAUAUAUUUUUUAUAAAAACAAUAGCUGACUUAUCUAAUCAAUAACCU
This is a messenger RNA of Owenia fusiformis, 2157 nucleotides long. NCBI's taxonomy places the organism in Eukaryota, Metazoa, Annelida, Polychaeta, Sabellida, Oweniidae. The record is from the annotation of a GenBank genome assembly.